This is a messenger RNA of Oreochromis niloticus (Nile tilapia), 1398 nucleotides long. Its product is annotated as purpurin. The coding region runs from base 524 to 1111 and encodes 195 amino acids. NCBI's taxonomy places the organism in Eukaryota, Metazoa, Chordata, Actinopteri, Cichliformes, Cichlidae. The record is from RefSeq and is a predicted model, not a curated record. Gene Ontology annotation, molecular function: retinol transmembrane transporter activity; retinoid binding. The transcript has 6 exons.
AAAAAACAUUAAUGCUCUUGGAAAAACUGUCCCUGUUCAGGGUUUUGGGAAUAUUUUGAACACAUUUAAAGGAAACUCAUAGAUGCAGUAGAAAAAUGGUCAGUUCAGAAUCUUUCUUGAAACCUGCAUCUUUCUCAAACCCUAACCUGCCACGACAAAAAUACACUUUAUACAUUUUCAUGUAUCCUCGGGGCUAAAAAUACAUUUGCUUGCUCAUGUAAACACCUUCGCUGUGCAUACGUGACCUGAGGCUCAGCCAGCCUUAUCCUGCCCAGGCAUCUGUUAUCUUGUAUUCCGUUAUGUAGCCCUGCAGUGAAUUACAUAAAGCCUGCUGAAUCUGGGGGUUCAUCAGCUUACACCGGCGGAUUUUGUUAACUGGAUAAGCCGUAGAUUUAAAAUCUGAAAAUAAGCAGUGAGUCUGUGCGUUGGGUAUAAAAGGCUCACACAGCGUCUUCUCACCACAGUUCACUGCAACAACUCUGCACUGAAAACAUCUUGUGGCUUCUUCAUUCCCUGCUUCAGAAUGGAUUUUCAAAUCUUUGCUCUGGUGAUGAUGUUCCUGGCCUGUGUGGAGCACAGCCUGGCCUCCUGUGUGGUGGACAGCUUCACAGUCAAACAGGACUUUGACCCCAAACGAUAUGCAGGAAAGUGGUAUGCUCUGCAGAAGAAAGAUCCCGAGGGUUUGUUCCUGCAGGACAACAUCUCUGCUGAGUACACUGUUGGCGAUGAUGGCUCUAUGGUGGCCUCCUCCAGAGGCAGAGUCACUCUCUUUGGGUUCUGGGUUGUCUGUGCUGACAUGGCUGCUCAGUACACAGUCCCUGACCCUGGCAACCCUGGCAAAAUGUUUAUGGACUACCAGGGCCUGGCCAGUUACCUGUCCAGUGGCGGUGACAAUUACUGGGUCAUUGAUACAGACUAUGACAACUAUGCCAUCACCUAUGCCUGCCGCACCCUGAAGGAUGAUGGAACCUGCGAGGACGGCUAUGCUCUAGUCUUCUCCCGCAAUCCCCGUGGCCUCCCCCCUGCCAUCCAGAGAGUGGUCCGCCAGAAGCAGGAGGAAAUCUGCAUGGCCGGACAGUUCCAGCCUGUGCUGCAGUCCGGAGCUUGCUAAACAAGUGCUAAUCUGGGGCAUGUUGAGCAACCCUACAUUAAAGUGGAUCCAGGAGAAUAAGCCUGUCACAUUCCAACUACGUGGCCAACAUCAGAUAAAUCCAAUCCAAUCCAUAACCCUGUGAAAACUUUAAACCUGCCACGACAAAAAUACAAUUUAAAUCCACUGGAAACUAUUAGCGAUGGAGUGGAUAUCAUCAAAUGACCAGCUGUAUCAUACUGUCACACUGGUGGGUAACAUCUGCACUGUGCCAUUCUGUAUCGGUGACAAUAAAUUUUGUAAAGAAA